AUGAAGAUCCUCAUCGCCUCUGAUUCCCAUUGUGGGUAUGGAGAGAUAAAACAAUAUCUGUACGAAGAUUCGUUUCGCUCCUUUGAAGAGGUCUUACAGAAAGCAAAGGAAAAUGAAUGCGACUUCAUUCUGCUGGGUAAACCUUCCUUAUCUUUAUAUACCUUUGUCUAUUGUAGGUGGAGAUCUCUUCCAUGAAAGUGAACCGAGUCGUCGUACCCAGAUUCGAUUGAUGAGAUUGAUCCGAGAAUACUGUAUGUCAGGUCCAAAGACUUCAUUGAAGGUCACUUCGAAUGGAGAGGACAACUUUGGAGUCUUCCAGUUUAAGACAGCUAACAUUGAUGAUGAGAACCUGACGGUUUCUCUACCGAUUUUCACAAUCAAUGGCAAUCACGACGACUUCUGUUGCACCGUAAAGGCUUUUAAUGAUACUGUUAUUUUUUAGGACAGCACUGCGGUGGAUAUCUACCAUGAAGCGGGUGUUUUGAAUAUUUUUGGUAGAUUCAAAGACAUAAAGUACUUCGAUGUGAACCCAGUUUUGUUGGAGAAAGAGAAUCCUGAUGGAUCUGUGAGUAAAGUAGCCUUAUAUGGAAUCGGCUCUCAGAGGGAUGAUCGGCUGGCUCGUGCUUUCAUGUGUAAGUUUUGGUAAAUUUAAUAUGAAGUUAGUUUAGCUGGUCAUGUCAGAUUUAAUAAACCCUCGAAUUAUGAAGAGUACCUAAAUAUUCUUGUCCUUCAUCAGAACCGACCGCAGAGAUCUACUUUGAGAUCAACUGGCUCUUAUAUUUCCACAGACCUCCUGCCUGGCUUCAUUGAUUUGGUUGUGUGGGGCCACGAGCAUGCUUCUAUAAUUGGUGAGGUCUUUUUUAGUUUUUGUAUAGUUGUUCUAGAACCGCAGAGAGUUGUUGCCAAAGACGGGCAAGAGUUUUUAAUUCUUCAACCGGGAAGUACCACAGCGACAUCGCUCUGCCCAGAUGAAGCCAUGCAAAAGCAUUGUUUUCUUUUGGACUCACAAUAUGAUAUUAGAGAACCAGUUAUCACGCCUUUGAAGUUGGAGACUUGCAGACAGAUAUUCUAUGAAGAUAUUGAUCUCGAUGGGUUACAUCUGGUACCUCCGUGUGAAAGUGUUCGGACUUCUGAAAUGGAGGUGUGUAGUUUUUAUUAUUUUAAUUUUCGUCUUACGAAGGAAAUAUAUAGUAAGUACAUUUAUUAUUUUUUUGUUAGGAUGAGCAAUAUUUGCAUCGAAGGAUGAAUGAGAUUCUCAGACAAGCCGAGCUCAGUAGAACAGCCAGUCAACCAGAGCUUCCUUUGGUCAGGUUCAGAUUACAUUACGUUGGGGCAUGGAGGCGUAUUCCGGUGAGUGAAUAAUCGUUUGUUUACUCUAUUGAAUUCAGCCUAUCAUGCCACGGCGAUUUGGUCGGUUGUACAGGGAUAAAGUUGCCAAUGCAAACGAAAUCAUUUGGGUGCACAGAUCUAAAGAUCCCGACGUUGUGAAAGGCGUCAAGACCCAGAAUAUUAAGAAAGAACUGAUUCCUGCCAAUGUGGAGCUUGUUGUGUGUGUUAUUCCUUUUCCGUUAUUUACAGUCUAAAGUUAUUCGAUUUAUAUUAUUUUAGGUACAAGAACACUUCAAUAAUGUUCGCGGUGAAGAUCAAUUGGCAGUUUUGGAGGUGGAUGUCCUGAAUAAAGCCCUUGAGGCAUAUGGAUCUAAUGAAUCUUACUCAUUCGCGAAUAUUAAUAAGAGAACGAAAGGAACUUUGAGAGAACAUAUCAAGAUGUAUGUCAACAAGAUAACCGAAUUAACUUCUGGAUCCGAAGAUGACAUGACAAUUCGGAAUUACCAGGACUUUGAAGAAAGAGUUGGAAAAGUCAUCUACAGCAAGUAUGCGGAGAAGGCUAAUGUGAAGAAAGAGGUUGAAGCGAUGGAUGUAAAAGAAGAACAAAAGGAGAAUAUAAGUGAUGAUGAUAUCGAAUGGUUGGACAAAUAA
Bursaphelenchus xylophilus (pine wood nematode) is the source of this 1980-nucleotide messenger RNA. The record is from the annotation of a GenBank genome assembly. Lineage: Eukaryota; Metazoa; Nematoda; Chromadorea; Rhabditida; Aphelenchoididae.